CAGAGAGGAUAAAGGCGGAGGUGAACAAACAGAAGCCAUUUCUAGGCAAGCUUAGAAACAUGGAGCCUAAAACAGCCCAACACAGUAAUGCUGGGGAGGAAAAGCAGCAGAGGGGAGCAGCUGGAUAUUGGAGAGGGGAAGAAGUGAAAGCUCUGCUCUCUGUGUGGAGGGAGAAACAGGCAUGGGAAGAGGAAGAGAGCAAGGCCAAGUAUGAGGCCAUCUCAAGCCGACUGAGAGAGCUUGGGGUGUGUAAAGACUGGGUUGAGUGUAAGGCCCAGAGUAGGAGUAUGGCUCUUCCAGACUGGAGGCCUACACAGACGGUCUACAAACAAGCUUCCGCAGAUACUAAAUCACUGAACCAAAUGCCUUACAUGGCAGAUGAAGAGUCUACUUCCCAAGCAAGUCUUCAGGAAGGGCUGGAAGGAGGCAGACACUGGUCUGACAAGGAGGUCCGUGCUCUACUAAAUAUCUGGGCUGAUAAGGAGGUUAACAAGCAACUCCAACGCUCCCACAGAAACAAGGCCAUCUUCCAGGAGAUGGCACGUCGUCUGGAGCAUCAACAUGGCGUGGUGCGAGACUGGAGACAAUGCCGCACCAAAUACAAGAACCUGAAAUAUGAUUUCAAAGUCAGCAAGAGCCAAGGCCGUCCAAUGAGAUUCUGGGCUGAGCUUGAUUGCAUACUGCAGGGCAAAGAUAUUGAAGGUGGCUUUGAGGAGGAGGACUCGUCUAGGAAAAUACCAGACAGAGACCAGCUGACCAGCAAAGAACAGGUUAUCAAGAUUGAUGAUGAUGAAAGUCUGGCAGAGAUGCAAACAAUAAUGAAUACUGCUGCCCACCCACUAAUUGGAAGAGAAACAGCAACAGCAGCAGCAGCAAAUGAAAUGAACGUAAUCACGGUGCAUGAUUCUGGCAGAAAUUGGAGUGAGGAAGAGGUGGCCGCGCUGCUUCAAAUCUGGGCUGAAGAAGGCAUUCAGCGACAGCUACAGGGCUCAACCAGAAAUAAAGACAUUUUCGUGCAAAUUUCACGCAAGCUUCUUCAGCAGGGCGUAGAAAGAGACUGGAAACAAUGUCGCACCAAGUAUAAGAACCUGAAAUACCUAUACCGUUCUCUGCAGAGAGGAAAGGCUGAUAUUGGAGAUCCUCGACGCGUCAUGAGGUUUUACGAACAGCUAGAUGCCCUUUUGUCCAAGCCGCCAAGAAGGAUGUUCAGUCCUCCAGAUCUUGAGGAGCUGUCCAUGGUUGGAGAUCCACAGGAGGCUAAUGACAUAAUUGCAGUUAGAUAUGAUCAGCCGUCAAUGAAUGAGGCCACUUUGAGAUCUUCUGCCAUUACUGCAAGAGUUUUUCAGAAUCAAGCUGGGACUGAAAACAUUUUAACGCAGUCAGAUGAAGAGACAAACAUGCAAUUUGGGAUGUCUGAAAUGAAUGCCAUAAUGGUUAGCAGUCCUCAGAUAGAAUAUGAACAGCAUCUCUCCUCUGACACCAUCACUGCUGUUAUAUGUGACAACGGGCAAAAGUACAGAAGAAACACACAAAGUGGAGACCAAUUAUACACAAGAGGAGUGCAGGUGGUGGCCACCAAUGGCAGAAAGAGGAAGGCUGCAGAUGAAGGUGACCGUUUGGUUCGUAAACAGUUUCAUCAGAGCACUGAUGAUGGAGAAAGCAGCACAGACUGGUCGGAGAAUAUAGACUUCCGAUGCAAAGAAGAGGGAGAUCAAUACAUUCCGAUCAUGGAGAUCACCUCUGUGUGCUCUAUGGCGUCUGAUGAAAUCACAGCCGAACAAUCGGAAAAACGAACCUCAGCAAAAAUGCCGAACACAUCAGAACUGAAAUUAGGUCAGAAACUGAACGAGGGUAAGACCAAGCAGAUCUUUGAGCUUGUGGAUGAACCGGGUCAUGUUCUGGUCCAAUCUAAAGAUCAGAUCACAGCGGGCAAUGCGGUUCGGAAGGAUCAGAUGGAGGGCAAAGCAGCUAUUGCCAAUAAGACCACAAGCUGUGUGUUCAAAUUACUGCAGGAUGUUGGUCUCAAAACAGCAUUUGUCAGACAAUAUUCAGAGACUGCUUUUGUGGCGGCCCACUGUGAGAUGAUACCCAUUGAGUGGGUUUGCAGACGGAUUGCCACUGGUUCCUUCCUCAAACGAAACCCUGGGGUCAAAGAGGGUUACCGUUUCUCUCCUCUAAAGAUUGAGAUGUUCUUUAAGGAUGAUGCCAACAAUGACCCACAGUGGUCAGAGGAACAAUUGUUGGCAGCUGGCUUUGAGCUGGCUGGCCUGACCAUUGGCUGCUGUGAAGUGGACAUCAUGAGCAAAAGCACAGUCGCCAUUUUUGAAGUCCUGGAGAAGGCUUGGGCCACACAGGACUGCACUCUCGUGGAUAUGAAAAUAGAAUUUGGUGUGAAUCUGACCACUAAAGAGAUUGUACUGGCUGAUGUGAUUGACAAUGACUCCUGGAGACUUUGGCCCGCUGGGGAUCGCAGCCAGCAGAAAGACAAACAGGUGUACCGUGACCUAAAAGAAGUCACUCCUGAGGCCAUGCAGAUGGUGAAGAGGAACUUUGAGUGGGUUGCUGAGCGAGUCAAGCUGCUCCUGGAGUCGCAGGCAAAAGGAAGGGUUGUAGUUCUGAUGGGUUCCACCUCAGACUUGGCUCACAGUGAAAAGAUCCGUAAGGCUUGUUCCACCUAUGGAAUUCCCUGCCACCUUAGAGUCACCUCAGCACAUAAAGGCCCUGAUGAGACCCUCCGUAUCAAAGCUGAAUAUGAGGGUGAUGGAAUACCCACCAUCUUUGUUGCAGUUGCAGGGAGAAGUAAUGGAUUGGGUCCUGUGAUGUCAGGGAACACAGCCUACCCUGUUAUUAACUGUCCCCCUACUACCCCUGACUGGGGUGCUCAGGAUAUCUGGUCAUCUCUUCGCAUGCCAAGCGGUCUUGGCUGCUCCACAGUUCUUUCUCCUGAUGCUGCUGCCCAGUUUGCAGCUCAGAUUUUGGGUCUAAAUGAUCACUUGGUCUGGGCCAGACUUCGGGCCUCCAUGCUCAACACCUGGAUCUCUCUGAAGCAGGCUGACAAGAAACUACAAGAGUGCAGCCUGUAAAAGACCAGCGUUUUCAUUCCCACAAAGCACUUUGUAAAUGUCCUCUUAUAAUUGGUCUACACACCUGUAACUGCCUUUGAAAAAGCCUAUGUGAAAUGCUGACCUUGCAAUAAUUAAAUUUCAGGUGUAAAAUACAUCGAUAAACAUUCCUUAAAAUAUAUGUAUUUGUCUUGAUGCUUUUUCUAAUCUGCAUGAUUAAAUGAAAACUUUGG
Molecule: messenger RNA, 3295 nt
Organism: Xyrauchen texanus (razorback sucker)
Lineage: Eukaryota; Metazoa; Chordata; Actinopteri; Cypriniformes; Catostomidae
Exons: 15
Coding region: 60-3083 (1007 amino acids)
Biological process (GO): 'de novo' IMP biosynthetic process
Molecular function (GO): phosphoribosylaminoimidazolesuccinocarboxamide synthase activity
Source: RefSeq, a predicted model, not a curated record